ACAACCUUUAUGAACAUCAGCCAAAUGUCAGGAAAUAUUCUUAUUUAUAUACCUUCGUCGUCCCUUGAAAAACCUCAAUUCGUAAUUUUUGUCGGGUCACAAACUUGAAAAUGUUGUUGCGCGUUGUUUUAUGUACUUGCAUCGUAUAUCAGGCAGUUAAUGCUAAUGAAAGCAAGCUCAAAGAUUACGAAGGGAACCCGUCAGUAGAUUAUUUCUGGACUACUGUCCGCCAAACCUUCUUGCGUUUUAUUGACUCGUGGAAUUUAGACGACCCAGCCAACGUUGUAUCCAGAGAAACUCUACAAGAAAUAUGGUACCCUUUGGAGCGAAGUUUCAAAGACAAGAUUGGUUCCAGGAGUUGGAUGCGGAUUAGUAAUCAUUUUAAAGAUACAAUGACUCAUCCCCAGGCUGCCGAUACGCUGGAAAAGUUGUUCUCCUGUAUUCAUCGUUUGCUACUUCGUAACGCUUCCAAAGAGGUUAAAGAUUUAUACAGAGGUUUAGAUCAGAAGGAAAAAGCAUGGAAUAAUUUAUUCAAGUUGAAAGUUUUGUUCAUCAAUGAAAUAUUCAAAAUUCAAGAAGAUCCUCAAAUGAGAAAAUCAUUCGGCGCUAUUAAAAACUUUGUUAUUGGACGCAUACGGAAACAUCUAAAUGAAGAAUCGUCAGAAGACUUGGUCAAGGAAUCGGAAGGCGAUGAUAAACAUCCAGAAAAAUCAUCCAAACAUGAAAAACACGAGAAAAAAUCUCAUUCCAAGAGAAAGCAUGAUAAAUCGUCAUAAAUGACCAAAAAUUUCAUUCGUUAUCAUUAGGUAGGUACCAAAAAAUCUAAUCGAGUACAAAACUAAUUAACUGUUAAAGCUUAUAAAAUUCGUCGAAAUUUAAUAAAAAUAUAAAUGUUUUGAAC
This is a messenger RNA of Planococcus citri (citrus mealybug), 901 nucleotides long. RefSeq lists its product as uncharacterized. Lineage: Eukaryota; Metazoa; Arthropoda; Insecta; Hemiptera; Pseudococcidae. Bases 111 to 776 code for a protein of 221 amino acids. The record is from RefSeq and is a predicted model, not a curated record. The transcript has 3 exons.